AUGUGUUUUGCUAUGUUUACCGAUACAUUCAUCUAUGGCAUGAUUGUCCCUAUCCUACCGUAUCUCUUGCUUCAGGGAGGGGAAAUGUCCGACGAUGAUGUCCAGAAGUGGACCUCGAUUCUUCUCGCUACUUAUGGCGCUGCUAUUCUCAUCGGGUCUCCCCUUAUAGGGAUGGUCAGUGAUCGAAUACAAUCUCGUCGAUCUCCAUUGCUCAUCGGCUUCGUUACAAUCGCGCUUUCGACCUCCUUCUUUCUAUUCGCUCGAUCACCCGUUGUGUUGGUUCUCGCGCGCUUUUUCCAGGGACUCUCUGGUGCGAUCAUUGGCGUUUUAGGGCUGGCGAUGAUCGCAGAUACUGCUCCACCGGAUAAAGUGGGAGGAUAUAUGGCAGUUGGAUCUCUUUCAUUUGCAUGGGGGAUGCUAUCUGGACCUGCCAUUGGGGGUGCUCUAUUCGAUAAGCUGGGUAUCUUUGGGGCUUUUGGCGUGCCUAUUAUGAUGCUUGUGAUUGAUAUAAUCCUACGGAUACUCAUAAUCGAGAAGAAAGAUGGAAAAGAACAACCUCAGUCUCAGCCAGACGAAGAAGCCCCCCUACUCCGACACGAAUCCAGUCAAGAAUCACUAUCUCUCAAGAAUUUUUUCCAUCCCCGUCUGAUGACCGCAGUGAUUAUGGAAGUAAUUGUGUCUUCGAUUCUCACAGGCUUCGAGACGACCCUACCACUCUUCACUAGAGAAACAUACGGCUGGUCCUCCACCGGCGCAGGCCUAGUAUUCCUCCCCUUAACUAUCCCCAGCUUCCUCAGCAUCCCUCUUAGCAAACACGCCCGUCGCUACGGAUGUCGCAAAGUCGUCGCCAUCGAACUUAUUCUCUCCUUCUUCCCCAUCGUUGCCCUCCGCUUCACAGAACCAGACAGCCCCCACAACCAAAUCCUCUUCAUGGCUUUGCUCACUUUAAUCGGUUUCUUCAUGACCACCGCCCAGGCCUUCGUCAUGACCGAGGUCUCGGAUGCGAUCCGCGAAAUCGAAGUCCUACUUGGCGUUCAAUCAGGCAAGAGCAGCGGCAUGGGGACGGGGUAUGCGUUCUGUAAUAUGGCAAUGGCGACGGGGCAGUUUAUCGGUCCUGUUUUGGCGGGAUCGACGAAGUUGGGGUUGGGCUGGGGGAUGAUGGCGUUUAUCUUGGGGGGUAUAAACUGUGCUGUUGGGCUUUUAUCACUGGUUCUUGUAUAA
Messenger RNA from Aspergillus wentii DTO 134E9, 1221 nucleotides. RefSeq names its product MFS transporter. The record is from RefSeq and is a predicted model, not a curated record. Gene Ontology annotation, molecular function: transmembrane transporter activity. The transcript has 7 exons. Gene Ontology annotation, biological process: transmembrane transport. Lineage: Eukaryota; Fungi; Ascomycota; Eurotiomycetes; Eurotiales; Aspergillaceae. The coding region runs from base 1 to 1221 and encodes 406 amino acids.